This is a messenger RNA of Ilyonectria robusta, 1077 nucleotides long. RefSeq lists its product as uncharacterized. Lineage: Eukaryota; Fungi; Ascomycota; Sordariomycetes; Hypocreales; Nectriaceae. The transcript is spliced from 4 exons. The record is from RefSeq and is a predicted model, not a curated record. The coding region runs from base 1 to 1077 and encodes 358 amino acids. Gene Ontology annotation, molecular function: oxidoreductase activity.
AUGGCUUGGGUUGGUGCAGAACUGGAGACCAACCCAGCCCUCUUUGACGAGCAUCUGUCGUCGGAUGACAUUGCCGACAUAGAAGCAGCGGUGAAACACUUCCAAGGGCUGGGGUUGGCACGAGGAUUCGCAAAUCCAGAGACGUUCCCACUGUCCGAGGAACUGGCGUCGAGACUUCGAGCGAUCACUAGUCGCGUCUACGAUGGACGUGGGUUUCAUCGAAUUCGGGGGCUUGACACAAGCCGCUACACGGAGGAAGAGAGAGUCAUAGCGUAUGCUGGCAUCACUAGCUAUGUGGCCGAUGAACGGGCCAGAAACAUCGAUCACAUUCGAGACAGGUCCUUUGCCAAUCCUAUGGGAGAUAAACUGAAGCCAUUGGAGCUUGCAGUGUCAAUGACCUUCCACACAGACAUCGACGUCGGCGAUAUUCUAUCCAUGUUUAUUCAGAGCACUCCCCUCUCUGGCGGUGAGCAGUACAUCGCUUCAAUCUCAUCGGUGUACAACUACAUUGCCCAAAGGGAACCCGAGGUCUUGAAGGCACUGGCAGACGACUGGUACUGGGAGAGAUCCUUUAGGCCCGAGGUAAACAAAGAGAUCACUAGAGUGUUCAAUCGUCCCCUGCUUGCGUUUGAAGAUGAUCAUCUCCAAAUCAAUUUUGCGGCCACCUUUGUUGGUGGAAACCCUGCAUACGAUCUCUCGGAUGAUGCGCCGCCUUUGACUCCUGAAAAGCGUCGAGCUCUGGUAGUCAUCCAGGAAGCUGCCAAGGCAACAUGCCUGCGACUGACGCCUGAGCCUGGAGACAUGAUUUUCAUCAACAACUACGCCAUGCUGCAUGCACGAGCGACAUGGACUGAUUCAAUGGAUGACGUCUGGAAGCAGAGGUACGUGAUGCGUCUCUGGCUUCGUGAUAGCCAGAAAGGCUGGAAGUCUGCGGUUGGUCUGAAGAGGAAGUUGGACGAGAACUUUGACUUGGGUCCAGAUGCUCAGGGGCUUUUUACGGGAAAUGAAUGGAAUGCACUCCCAAGGGCUAUGAGAGUGAAGGAAAUGGGCGUCACAGCCGAUGACUGCCAUGACUAA